Messenger RNA from Sebastes umbrosus (honeycomb rockfish), 3538 nucleotides. It is a transcript of the gene tacc3, whose product is annotated as transforming, acidic coiled-coil containing protein 3. Gene Ontology annotation, biological process: cell population proliferation; mitotic spindle organization; cerebral cortex development. Bases 134 to 3409 code for a protein of 1091 amino acids. The record is from RefSeq and is a predicted model, not a curated record. The transcript is spliced from 15 exons. NCBI's taxonomy places the organism in Eukaryota, Metazoa, Chordata, Actinopteri, Perciformes, Sebastidae. Gene Ontology annotation, cellular component: cytoplasm.
AGACAGACUAGGCGAGGGGUUUUCAAAAAGCUCACCAGACCAGUCAUCCCUCUGGUCACGCUGCUGCUGCUGUUGGCGUUUCUUUGGCGAAAGACGUUGUAAUUUUGGGCCAACUGCAUCUGUUUUUUCGAGGAUGAGUUCUGUUGAUGUGAAUGAUGAGAAUCGUGGGGUCUGCCCUGGAGGAAAGCAGAACAGCUCGAUUAAUGACAUUUUUGCCCUGGAUCAGCCAACUGGGAGGCCCUCCAUCCUGCGUCAGACAGAGAACCUGCCCAGCAAGACGGUGCCAAAGGCGGCGAAGGUUUGUUUUCAGACUCCGAGAAGAGACCCUGUGACUAGAAGAAUUGUUUCUCCCACCAAGUCUGUCAAGAUGACAAGCGUGGACGAGUGUACAAAAGCAAUGGAGUCCUUAAAUUUGGAUAAAUUAAAUACUUUAUUGCAAGAUGCCACUGGUGAACCCAAACAAGAAGUGUCCUCCUACCCUGAUGAUGACAUGCCGAUACAAAGCAAAGGAGGCUACAAGUUUGAUUUUGACAACCUUGACGCUAUCAAUCCAUUUCUGGGUUCUGUUACGACGGUCCUGUCUCCUGCGAGGCCCGCUGUAGAAAACCCUCCUACAGAAUCUCAACAUACAAAACCAGAGAGUACCUUGGAGGAGCCGACCAAAAUAGAAUCUGCACUAGACGAUACACUUCCAUACAUCCUGUCUGUGGAAAACUCACUGGUUGACGUCUCCGCCAACAUCAGCUCCACAGACAGCAGCGUGAUCACGUUUAAGUUCCCAGCGGUCGAGGAACAAGAUUCAUGCCCUGCCACGCCUGAUGAAAAACAACCUGCUCAAAUGUCUCCAAAUGUUGAUCAAGACAAAGUGUCAGGGAGUUUUGUGGAAGAUGCUCCACUGCCAACGAAAGGUGCUUACAACUUUGAUUUUGACAACCUUGAUGCUGUCGAUCCUUUCCAAACCGGUGGCUCUAAAAUCCAGAAUUCCCCUGUCCUUGGGAGAAAGGUGCCAGACAUUACACCACCUGUUGAGGAGACGCAGAUAAAGGAAAUUAAACCCACAGAUGUUGUCGACGUACCUGAGGUGGCUCAAGAGACGCUGGCACCAGUUGACGUCUGCACCGACAACACCUCCACCGAGAGCGUCCCAGCGGUCGAGGAAAAAGAUUCAUGCACUGCCACGCCUGAUGAAAAACAAUCUGCUAAAAUGUCUCCAAAUGUUGAGCAGAACAAAGUGUCAGGGAGUUUUGUGGAAGAUGCUCCACUGCCAGCGAAAGGUGCUUACACCUUGGAUUUUGACAACCUUCAUGCUGUCGAUCCUUUCCAAACCGGUGGCUCUAAAAUCCAGAAUUCCCCUGUCCUUGGGAAAAAGGUGCCAGACAUUACACCACCUGUUGAGGAGACGCAGAUAAAGGAAAUUAAACCCACAAAUGUUGUUGACGUACCUGAGAUGGCUCAAGAGGAGCUGGCACCAGUUGACGUCUGCACCGACAACACCUCCACCGAGAGCGUCCCAGCGGUCGAGGAAAAAGAUUCAUGCACUGCCAUGCCUGAUGAAAAACCACCUGCUAAAAUGUCUCCAAACGCUGAUCAGAACAAAGUGUCAGGGAGUUUUGUGGAAGAUGCUCCACUGCCAGCGAAAGGUGCUUACACCUUGGAUUUUGACAACCUUGAUGCUGUCGAUCCUUUCCAAACCGGUGGCUCUAAAAUCAAGAAUUCCCCUGAGCUCGGGAGAAAGGUGCCAGACAUUGAACCACCUGUUGAGGAGACACAGAUAAAGGAAAAUAAACCCACAAAUAUUGUUGAAGAGGCACCUGUUCAGCCUGAGAUGAAACUCAUAGCUGCCGUGGCCCCAAUUUCAGCUAGUGCAGCCAAAACUUCAGCUGCUGAAUCCACCUCCCAGCCAGCCGAUGCCCCGAUCAAGGAAGGACCAGUCAAACUUGAGUUCAAUUUCGAUGAUGGCGGCGAGGUCAACCGGAAACCGGCACCCAAGAAAUUUGGCAAAAGGCCAGCUGGUGUAAAACCUAAAGCGGGAAAGCCGGCGGGUGACGUCAAACCACCAAAAGAGGCUCCAGCGAAGCCCGAUGUCAGCGAUGUUGAUGAUGUUCCGGUUCCCAAAGGGUCUUACUCAUUUGACCUUGACAAGUUCGAUGACCCAAACUUCAAUCCCUUUGGCACAACGGCAAACAUGAGCAACAAAUCCGGCCCUGUGCUCACGGAAACGUUGAUUCCAGAGCAACCGGAGAAGCCUGUGGAAAAGGAAGCUGUACCAUCAGCAUGCGAUGGAGAGAGUGUCCCAGCUGCAGCAGAACCCAACCCUGGAGCGCUGAGAGAAGUAAUGCAGUUUCAUACAAUCCCAAUCCAUAUUCCCACGGAGAGUCUUCCUGAGCAGAAGUCACAGACCGCCAUGUCAGAGUUCAAUGACGAGUUUGUUCCUGGAAGUCUGUUCAUGGCCAAUGACUUUGAUGGACAAAUGGAUUACCUUGAACAGUUUGGGUCCAGCAAUUUCAAGGAAUCUGCAUUGAGGAAACAAUCCUUGUACCUUAAAUUUGACCCCCUCCUGAGAGAGAGCCCCAAGAAGCCUGCAGGCCCGGCCGCUCAGACCAACGUCCCUCGCCCCGCUGCCUUCGUCUCACGGCUUGAGACUCCACAGAUGGCAGAAAACACUUCAAGUGGACCACAAAAGGAUGAUUUCAAACUGUUUGAUGCUACAGCACCUCCUUCAAUCCUGGCGGACCUCGUCCCUCCUUUCAUUCAGCCAGCAAACACGGAGGAUGCCAUCAUUGAGAUGCUGAAGUACAGUCAGAAAGACAUGGAUGCAGCCAUCGCCAGGGUCCAGGCAGAAGCAAAGGAAAAAGAGGAGCAAUGGAGUGCAAAGUAUAGAAAGAUGCUUGACGAUGGCCAAGAAAUGAGGAAAAUAAUUGCAGAAUUUGAGCUCAUGAUUGCAAAAAUGAUGGCUGAUCAAGAGACGGAGAGGGAGGUGGCUCAGGCGAAGCUCAACGAGGCUCUGCUGGAGAAGGAGCAAGUGGCCAGCGACCUGAACACCAUGGAGAGAUCUUUCUCCGACCUUUUCAAGAGACUGGAGAAGUACAAGGAUGUGGUUGAGGGCUACAAAAAGAAUGAAGGGACUCUGAAAGCUUGCGCUCAGGACUAUCUGGCAAGGAUCAAGAAGGAGGAGCAGCGCUACCAGACCCUCAAAGCCCACGCUGAGGAGAAAAUUUGCCAAGCAAAUGAAGGGAUCGCUGAGGUGCGGUCCAAGAACAAGUCGGAGGUAUCUGCACUUCAAGUCCAGCUGCGGCGGGAGCAAAUGAAGGUGCAGUCACUGGAGAAGAGCCUGGACCAGAAGGUGAAGGAGGCUGAAGAGCUCACCAAACUGUGUGACGAACUUAUCAGCAACGUCCAGAAGGGUUGAGCUCUUGUGUUAAUACUGUAUAUAUGUUCUGUUUCUUUGUCGGUGUCCAGAUCAUUUUCUUGUUGUUUGUCUUUGUCAAUGUUCUUAUAAUACUGUAAAAUUAAUAAAGAAGAUUUACAAAUUUAAUAA